AUGGACGAGCGCUCCCUGAUAGACGUCAGCUUCCUGUUGGACGUGCGCCUCCUUCUGGACGUGUACCUCCUGAUGGUCCUUGGCUUCCUGAUUGCCGAGCGCUUCCUUAUGGACGUGUGCUUCACGCUGAUCGUGGCCAUCAUGAUGGUCGUGGACUUCCUGAUGUACGGUUGCCGGCGCUGCCUGCCUUUCCUGCUCUCUCCGACGGAGUUCCGAGUGCCGAUCUUCCGGUGCAGAUGUUGGUGGAGCUCAAGGCUGUGCGAGCUAUGUGGAGAAGCUUGCUAUUCGUGCGGCAGCGUCUUAUGA
Prorocentrum cordatum is the source of this 306-nucleotide messenger RNA. NCBI's taxonomy places the organism in Eukaryota, Dinophyceae, Prorocentrales, Prorocentraceae. The record is from the annotation of a GenBank genome assembly.